Messenger RNA from Suillus bovinus, 1464 nucleotides. RefSeq names its product coproporphyrinogen III oxidase. The record is from RefSeq and is a predicted model, not a curated record. Gene Ontology annotation, molecular function: coproporphyrinogen oxidase activity. The coding region runs from base 248 to 1255 and encodes 335 amino acids. NCBI's taxonomy places the organism in Eukaryota, Fungi, Basidiomycota, Agaricomycetes, Boletales, Suillaceae. Gene Ontology annotation, cellular component: mitochondrial intermembrane space; cytoplasm. The transcript has 4 exons.
CUGGCCACGGUCAACCUUGAAAAGCUAGAACUAUUAUACUUGGUAUAAAGAUCGUGUGAUGGAGCGCUGGCAUGAGUCCCGCCGUUUGAAUCGGAUUUAGAGGUUUCCUUGAGCACCCUAGCUAAGAGAUUCACAGACUUCAAACGUGAGUUAUUUCCACGAUUUUUGUCCCAGGAAAUAACUUGCAAGGUGUGCACAUGAGUCUGUUUCCUACGCAAACACUGAUCACUACUCACGCAAAGAAAACAUGUCAAAUUCCGAAUCGUCGCCUAUCCCGACCACGAUGCGGCAGCGCGUGAUAGACUACAUCACCCAGCUCCAGAACAAUAUCGUCAGUGCUCUUGAAGAUGCAUCAGCUCCUCCAUGUCAGUUCAAACGCGAUGCCUGGUCACGUCCGCAAGGCGGUGGUGGCAUCUCGUGCACGUAUGCCUCUUCCAGAGAUGAUGCCACCUACGAAAAAGCCGGCGUCAAUAUCUCCAUGAUCCACGGUACACUCCCUCCAGCUGCGAUCAAGCAAAUGAGCAGUGAGCAUUCAUCCUUGGAUAUCAAUACUAUGACUGCACUUCCCUUCUUUGCUGGCGGCAUCAGCUUAAUCGUACAUCCACGUAAUCCAAAUGCACCAAGUGCGCACGCAAACUACAGGUACUUUGAGAUAAUGGAUUCCACAGAGAAGGAUGCAAAGGUCGUUGGGUGGUGGUUUGGUGGUAUCACAGAUCUCACACCAUCAUACCUGUUCGAGGAGGAUGCGAAGGAGUUCCAUGAGACGCUGAAAGCGUUCAAGCAGUCUUGCGACGAUCAUUUCUUCAUUCCCCAUCGCAAGGAGUAUCGUGGUAUUGGAGGGAUCAGAUUUGAUGACCUAAACGAUGACUUGAACGCUAUUCUAGGCUCCGUAGAUGGGGAGACCUGUCCCCGCACAGCAGAUGAUAUAUUCGCCUUCAUACGUGAUCUCGGGGAUGCAUUCACCCCUUCAUAUAUGGGCAUUCUCAAUCGCCGGUCAAUCAUGCCUUCAGAUGAACGCAUGCGCCGCUGGCAACUUCUUCGACGUGGGCAGUAUGUUGAAUUCGACCUCGUUUGUGAGAGAGGAAUUAAAUUUGGAUUGGCUGCACCCGGAGUCAAUGUGGAGAAUGUGCUGAUGGGAAUGCCAGAAACAGCAAGAUGGGAGUAUAUGUCAGAUAUGUUUGAAGAGAGUGAUUCGGCUGAAGGAAAAAUGAUGGAGGUGCUCAAGUCUCCAAAGUCUUGGGUUUCAGAUUGCUAGCUUGAUGAAUCUCGAAAGCAUCGCGUUAAGUGCCGAGUGCUCGAUCUGAUCGUAGUCGGAAAUAUAUCCUGGCAGACUAGCCGCCGAUACGAUUAUAUUGGAAUCAACGUAAAGUACCUGGGGAAAUCGGCGAAUGCCUUGGAAAAGCUUGCGGACGCACUCGUGAUACGGUAGUCUCGCAGAUCAGCCGCCUUGUCUGAGAAGGGAAU